AUGGUGGAAAAUGGUCAAUGGUCAAGAGAAGUCAACCUGACAAAAUGUAUCACAGACGAAGAGAAACCAUUUCUAAUCUUUGCUGAAAUUCUGGAAACUGGUGCAGGUCGACGGGCUGAAGCAAAGCUUGAAAUUGAUCCCGGUGAACCAGGAUUUGAUUUAAUACCAUUACGGCCUGGAUUUACUUUGGAGAGCCAGUACGUGCCAGUAUAUCAUUUUUUGUCAAUGCUUUUGGACAAUAGCGUCGAUGGUGGUGAUGACAGUGAUUAA
Molecule: messenger RNA, 270 nt
Organism: Enterobius vermicularis (human pinworm)
Lineage: Eukaryota; Metazoa; Nematoda; Chromadorea; Rhabditida; Oxyuridae
Source: the annotation of a GenBank genome assembly